GAAAACAAUGAUGAUAUGGUGCAAGAGGCGUUACUUGAAAGGGCGGCCUUAUUAGAGGAGGAUAAUAAUGAUGAAAAAGAUGAGUUUUCAAAAGGAGGGAUUUGGAGUGGGCUUACGUUUAUGUGGCUUAAUCCUUUGUUUAAGAAAGGGUAUGCUGAGAAGCUUAGAGUGGAAGAUAUAAGUAAUGUUCCCAGAUUAGAUGCUGCUCAUCAAGCUUCUUUUGUGUUGGAACAAGCUCUUACUCUCAUGCCUAAUUCCCUGCAAUCUGCCAUUCUCUAUUCCGUCUGGAGGCCUCUUGCAAUAAAUGCUAUUUUUGCUGGAACCAACACGAUAGCUUCCUAUAUCGGCCCUUUGCUAAUCACAAGCUUUGUGAAGUUCUUGUCAGAAAAGCAUGACAAUUCAAACUGGCAAAAGGGAUUGCUUCUCUCAUUCAUCUUCUUCAUUGCAAAGAUGGUGGAAUCCCUUGCCCAAAGGCAAUGGUAUUUUGGGGCUCACCGCAUUGGGAUUAGAGUGAGAGCAGCUCUCAUGGCUUUGACCUACAAGAAGUCUUUGACAGUUAAGCAUGGCAGUGUGAGCACAGGGAAAGUCAUUAAUUUCCUCAAUGUUGAUGUGGAGAGGAUUGGGGACUUCUUCAUGUUCAUCCAUUGGAUUUGGUUACUUCCCUUUCAGGUCAUUUUUGCAUUGCUCAUCUUGUACAUGAACUUGGGUGCUGCUCCUUCCGCGGCUGCUUUUGUUGCGACGAUCGUUGUGAUGUUGAGCAAUAUCCCGUUUGCCAGUAUGCAGAAGAAGCUUCAGACGAAGAUCAUGGAAGCCAAGGACUCGAGGAUUAAGGCCACAUCUGAAAUCUUAAAGAACAUGAAAAUCUUGAAGUUACAUUCGUGGGAAACUGCGUUUUUUAACAAGCUCCUUACACUGAGAGAAACCGAGAAGGGCUGGCUAAGAAGAUACCUUUAUACAUGUUCCGCUGUGGCUUUCCUCUUUUGGGCUUCCCCGACUUUAGUUUCAGUCGUGACCUUUGGCGUUUGUGUUGUGACAAACACGCCAUUAACAGCGGGCACGGUUCUUUCAGCUCUAGCAACUUUCCGGAUUUUACAAGAGCCCAUAUAUAAUCUCCCAGAGCUCAUCUCCACAGUGGUGCAAACAAAGGUUUCAGUUAGACGGAUGCAAGAGUUCAUUGGAGAGGAAGACCAACAGAAGCUAACCAGCUAUCACGCUUCUGACACAUCUGAAGUCGCACUUGAAAUUGAGCCUGGAGAAUAUGCUUGGGAGUAUGAUGAUUCCAAGAAAUCAACAAUUAAGAUAAAUCAUAAAAUAACAAUCAAAAAAGGAAGCAAGGUCGCAAUAUGUGGUUCGGUUGGUUCUGGCAAAUCAAGCUUACUGUGCAGCAUCAUGGGAGAGAUUCCAAAGGUUUCUGGAUCAAGUAUCAAAUCAUAUGGCUCCAAAGCACUAGUUGCACAAACUGCAUGGAUUCAAACAGGAACUAUAAGAGAUAAUGUGUUGUUUGGCAGGGAAAUGGAUAAAACAUAUUAUGAUGAUGUUGUGGAAUGUUGUGCUUUAACAUAUGAUUUUGGUAUGUGGGCUGAUGGGGAUCUUACUCUAGUGGGAGAAAGAGGAAUAAACUUAAGUGGGGGACAGAAGCAAAGAGUUCAGCUGGCAAGGGCAAUGUACAGUGACUCAGACAUCUAUUUACUAGACGAUCCUUUCAGUGCUGUUGAUGCAAAAACCGGCGCUCAUAUCUUCAAGAAAUGUCUCAUGGAGAGCUUAUGCAGCAAAACUGUUAUUUAUGCCACCCAUCAGUUGGAAUUUUUAGAUGCUUCAGACCUGAUCUUGGUAAUGAAAGACGGCAUGACUGUUCAAUCAGGAAAAUAUGAAAAUUUAAUUGUAGACUCAACUAGUGAGCUGCAUAGACAUAUGGUUGCCCACACAAGAUCUCUAAAUCAAGUGGACCGUUCCCAAGAUUCUUCUUCAAAACAAGAUAACACUACGAAUGAUGUAAUUGAAGAAAAAGAAAAGUUUGAUGUUCUCACCGGCAGUGAUCAGCUGUUUGAGAGAAAUCAGGAAGAGACAGAAACUGGAAGAGUUAAAUGGAAAGUAUACUCCAUAUUUCUCACUGCUGCAUAUAAAGGAUAUCUUGUUGCCCCUGUCCUUCUGUGCCACAUCCUCUUCCAAGGGCUGCAAAUUGCAAGCAAUUACUGGAUUACAUGGGGAACAGAGACAGAAGGCAGGAUGUCCAGAGCGAAAUUGCUCAGGAUAUUUGUCUUGUUAUCUGGGGGAAGCUCCAUCUUUAUCUUGGGAAGGGCAGUUUUGCUUUCGACCAUUGCAAUUGAGACUGCUCAGCAGCUCUUUGUUCAGAUGGCCAAAUCAGUCUUUCGAGCACCUUUGUCAUUCUUUGACUCCACACCUUCAAGCAGAAUUCUCAAUCGUUCCUCCACAGAUCAAAGCACGGUGGAUACAGAUAUUCCAUAUAGAUUGGCAGGGCUAGUAUUUGCACUUAUUCAAUUACUAAGUAUCAUAGUUCUUAUGUCCCAGGCUGCCUGGCCAGUCUUUUUCAUCUUCCUCAUCAUAAUUGCCAUCUCCAUAUGGUAUCAGGCAUAUUACAUUACCACUGCUAGAGAACUUGCUAGGAUGGUUGGCACUCAGAAAGCUCCAGUUCAACAUCACUUCUCAGAAUCAAUCAGUGGGGUAGUAACAAUUCGCUGCUUCAAUCAGGAAGACAGAUUGUUGAAGAAGAAUCUGAGCCUCAUUGAUUGCUACUCUCGUGUUGCAUUUUACAACUCUGCCACAAUGGAAUGGCUCAGUGUCCGAAUAAACUUUCUCUUCAACCUUGGUUUUUUAUUUCUUCUUAUCAUACUGGUGAACCUUCCCAGAUCAGCCAUUGAUCCCAGCUUAGCAGGAUUAGCAACUACAUAUGCUUUAAAUUUAAAUGUUCUCCAAGCUUGGGUGAUAUGGAACCUCUGUAAUGUUGAAAACAAGAUGAUUUCUGUUGAGAGAAUUCUUCAGUUCACCAAUAUACCAAGUGAACCACCACUGAUAAUUGAAAACAGCAGGCCAAAAUCCUUCUGGCCACAUAAUGGAAGAAUUGAAAUUCUAAAUUUAAGUGUGCAGUAUAGACCUGAUCUCCCUCGAGUUCUAAAAGGAAUCACCUGCACUUUUCCUGAGGGAAAGAAAAUUGGUGUUGUGGGAAGAACAGGAAGCGGGAAGUCUACGCUGAUCCACACUCUCUUCAGGGUAGUAGAACCAGCAGAGGGAUGCCUUCUGAUAGAUGACGUAGAUAUUUCAAAGAUAGGUUUGCAAGAUCUGAGGUCUAGGUUGAGUAUAAUACCUCAAGAUCCAACUAUGUUCCAGGGAACUGUGAGGACAAACCUUGAUCCCCUAGAGCAGCACUCUGACAAGGAUAUUUGGGAGGUUUUGCACAAGUGUAAUCUUGCUGAGAUACUACAGCAGGACCAGAGGUUCCUCGAUGCACCAGUUGCGGAAGAUGGAGAAAAUUGGAGUGUAGGACAAAGGCAACUUGUGUGCUUAGCUAGGGUGUUACUACAAAAGAGGAGAAUAUUAGUACUUGAUGAGGCUACUGCUUCAGUCGAUACAGCAACAGACAAUCAGAUUCAGAAGACAAUAAGAGAAGAAACAAGCGGAUGCACAGUCAUAACAGUGGCACAUCGAAUACCCACAGUUAUUGACAAUGACCUGGUUCUAGUCCUUGGUGAUGGGAAGGUUGUUGAAUAUGAUUCUCCUGCCAAACUGCUGAAAGAUAAAUCUUCCGAGUUUUCUAAUUUGGUAAUGGAAUUCCUGCAAAGAUCCAACAAGGCUAGCUGCUCUUUAGAUCAAGCUUGAAGAAGACAGACAAGAAACAUGUUCAAUCUGCUAGCCUUUGGUCUGAUGAUGAUGUACAAAAUGAGGACAAUAGGAUGCCGUCUCAAAAUGACAACCUCACCUUGCAGAGCUCUAGAACUGAUAAAACACGAUGGCUUCUCAAAAGAUUUUUACUUUUCCAUUUUCUAUGUUUUUCUUUUUUCUAUUAUGCUAGAUUUUUCAGUUUUGAAA
Molecule: messenger RNA, 4044 nt
Organism: Ipomoea nil (Japanese morning glory)
Lineage: Eukaryota; Viridiplantae; Streptophyta; Magnoliopsida; Solanales; Convolvulaceae
Product: putative ABC transporter C family member 15
Exons: 10
Coding region: 16-3834 (1272 amino acids)
Biological process (GO): transmembrane transport
Cellular component (GO): plant-type vacuole; vacuolar membrane
Molecular function (GO): ATP hydrolysis activity; ABC-type transporter activity; ATP binding
Source: RefSeq, a predicted model, not a curated record